AGUGCCAUAGCAUUUCAACGUUAAAGUGGACGCCCACGUCACGUUAUGUAUCUGCUUAAAAUAUUAAUUUUUACCUUUCAUUUGUAAAUUCCCCCAGAUGGUAUAUGUAUUUUCGUGAAAAAAAGAAGCAUCGGAUUACAUCUAUGCCACACAGCCGAGGUCAGCAUUAUUAUUGUAUGAAAGAGAGGAUAGCUUGUUUGCGGAAAAUAUCGGAAAUGUAAGUUUCUAAAAAAGAAAGUAGGAUAGUUUGCUUAACCUCCAGUGGAUAUUUGUAGGUUUCCAAACUGGCACCACCAAAUAACAGGUAUUCACGUGAAAACCACGUGAAGACAAAAGAAAGACCAUAAAGUUAGAUCUCAGUCACGUAAAUCCGUAAAUAAACCUAAGCUAAUAUAAAUAUGUAUGAAGGAAUAUGACAGAAGAAACCUGAUCUAUAAUAUUAUGUUGCACAAGUUGCGGUAUUGAACCAACCAACUCAGGAAACCAGAACCGAACCGAAACCAAUAUGAUGUUUCCCUGCUGACGAAAUUUGUAAAAUGGGCCUGUCAAAUACAGUUUAUUAAUGCAUUCUUCCUGCACCACGAAUCUAUUUGCUAUGUAUACAAGAGGGCUAUUAAUAAGAAUAAUUUUUGAUUUAGGGCUUCUAAUCGCUUAUCAACUGAAAAAUUUAAUAUUUAAUGUUGUUUUUCUUAAUGGUAAACAAGUUGCGUUAUUGACAUGCGUUCUCUCUGUUAUACUACACAUGGCCCUGUCCUGAUGUUACUUAAAGAGAACAUUGCUUUAAGAUGACAUCGGGUGCGCUUUUUACCAUCCCAACACUUCAUUAAUGGAAAAUGAAAUCAAAAUGUAAAAACUUUUUUCCCAUGGAUUUCGGAAGCGUAAACAGCUUUCGACACCAUUUUAACCUUGUGUUUUCGAACUGGGUGAUGUCUAUCAAGAAACGGAAGCUGCCAGAGCCCCACGGACGCCCACAGGAACUGCUGCAUCAACAUUAUCCGCCAUCCCCAAAAUCCCAGCACCUACUGCACCACAGUGUGGACGUCAUAAAUCGGGUAAGUACAUUAACGCUCAAAGCUGUUUAUAUAUCUCACAGUUUCUCUGUUUAAUCUUAUUUUGCAUAGACUGAUUUCUUUCUUUAAUUACUCAAUUAAUGUUACCUAACUUUGUCUACUUCUUAUAACCUAUUCCAUGCGUUGUGUUGGAAAUUAAUGUAGAAGUAGCAGAACUGAAAUAAAAAAAUAGAUUUAUUAAUGGGGGCGGCAUGGUGGUGCAGUGGUUAGCACUGUUGCCUCACACGUCUGGGACCCAGAUAUUUAGACCUUUGGUAAUACUGAGUGUAAAAUUUUCUUUCCAGUUGUGAAUAUUGAACAAAUGUAGCCCCAAAACAGUGUAAUAAAAUGUGCUAUGCAUUUACACUGGUUUUCACUGUCUCCAGUGGUUUUGAGAGGCGUUAAAGCCACAAACAACAAAAUAUCCAUGGAGAAUUUGGCCAAGGGCAUUUUUGUGUUUGCAGGAGUGCUGAGCCUGACUUACAUGGCAGUGACCCAACGGCGAGAUUUUGAUGACACCCCAGCCCCCGGGUUACUCAACCCUGCAUGGAUGGCGUCAGUCCCUGACAGCCGCCCCCUGUCUGAGGUCACACUCCCCGGCAGCCACAACACCAUGGCGCGGUACGGCGGAGCCCCGAUUCGGUGCCAGUCCUGGCCCCUGGCCUUACAGCUGCGGGCUGGCGUGCGUUUCCUGGACGUGCGGGUCCGUCAUGUUAAGGGCAAUCUCACCAUCCACCAUGGUGUGGUAUACCAGCGGGCUCACUUUGGUGAUGUUCUUGAAGACGUGGCUGCGUUUCUCCAUGAGAGGCCUACUGAGGCCGUACUGAUGCGACUCAAGGAGGAAUUCAGUGAAACGAAUGACAUCUAUGGGUCGGUGGUCAGCUACAUCCACCGCUAUGCCCACUGGGACCUGCUUUGGCACAGCCGUCUGGUGCCAACUAUGACACAGGCCCGCGGGAAACUCAUUGUCCUGCAGGAUUUCAUUGGCCCAGACCUCGGCAUGCGUUAUGGAUCCCUGGACAUCGCUGACGAGUGGAAGGUGCCGACAUUUUUUCACUUGCCAGCAAAGUGGGAGACCGUGCACAAGCACUUGGCAGCCGCUGAGGCUGGGAACAAGGCCCAGAUGUUCCUCACUUAUUCAAGUGGAGCCGGGAUCUUCGCCUAUCCGAUUUCCGUGGCUCGGCACAUUAAUGCCCGGCUCUUAGACCACCUCGUGCUCAGGGCAGGAAAGCCCAGGCGCUAUGGCAUCGUGGCCAUGGACUUCCCUGACGCUCCACUCCUGCAAACCAUCAUUAACUUCAACUGA
Molecule: messenger RNA, 2355 nt
Organism: Brienomyrus brachyistius
Lineage: Eukaryota; Metazoa; Chordata; Actinopteri; Osteoglossiformes; Mormyridae
Exons: 4
Coding region: 1405-2355 (316 amino acids)
Biological process (GO): lipid metabolic process
Molecular function (GO): phosphoric diester hydrolase activity
Source: RefSeq, a predicted model, not a curated record